Messenger RNA from Xiphias gladius (swordfish), 5075 nucleotides. RefSeq names its product tsukushi small leucine rich proteoglycan homolog (Xenopus laevis) (gene tsku). Lineage: Eukaryota; Metazoa; Chordata; Actinopteri; Istiophoriformes; Xiphiidae. The coding region runs from base 3393 to 4439 and encodes 348 amino acids. The transcript is spliced from 3 exons. Gene Ontology annotation, molecular function: protein binding. The record is from RefSeq and is a predicted model, not a curated record.
UAAAGUACCCAUAGUGCCGCAGAAUAACCCUUGUCUGUGUUAUAUCAUUAUAUUUUAUAUUAUUGGAUUAUUUUUACUGAUGGAUUACUGUGUAAGCAGCAUUUUCAUACUGUAACUGGUGAAGGUGAAGCUACUGACACGGUGGAUUGUUUAAUCUACAACAACGCAUCACACUUUAGAAAAUGAUCAUAAAUGUUUAUAUAAAAUCUUAACUAAAGCUGUCACAUAAAUGUUAUGGAGUUAAAAGUACAACAUUUCCCUCUGGAACGUGGUGGAGGAGAAGUAUAAGGUACCAUAACCAUAACAUGGAAAUACUGGAGUAAAGUACAAGUACCUAAAAAUUGUACGGAAGAACAGUACUUGAGUAAAUGUACUUAGUUCACCACUGCACGUUUUACAGUGCAAAAAUAAAUCUCCUCCUCUGGUAACUUAACCUAAUUUUAAUAUCCACUUCAGUAUUUUUCUGUAUAAUAAUAAUAUUCACCAGUAUUUUUGGCAAAAAGAAUAUUAUCCCUACAGCUUACAGUGAAGGUAACCUAUUGCACUAGACUUUCUCAUAGACAAAAGUGGUAAUUAUAUUCAGGCCAUGUGAAUCUUUCUUUACUUUUUCUGAAGUACCGUCUCUUCUGGCCGUGCUAAAAAGUACUUUGAUGGAUUGGAUCAGUCUCUGUGCUCGUGAACGUAUUUAUUCACCAUAACUGUAGGCGUCCCAUUGCUAGCUAAUUGUUUUAAAACACUUAAGUACCCUCUAUUUAAUUUAAACUCACUGCCUCCUCCUCGGUGCCAUGCAUUAAUUUGGCUUAAAAGGAUUAUUGGGGCAUCCAUCUUCUAAUUACACAGUUUGCGGCCUUCAAAUUGAAAAUUAAAUUGGGAGAGAGCGGCCUCAAAGACAUGAAGAAUACAUCAGAGCACCAGAGGAUACUGAAUGAAUUUAGGGCUAGAGGGAGUUAUAGGUGCAAAUAAUUGUGUUAAAUGGGAGAACUGAGAGGAUGAUAUGUUAGGCACAUUCAUAUUCACUCCUCAGCCUUAAAUGUGCAUGUCAACAAAUUUGCAUACAUUAGAAAAAGGAAGGCCAGCUGGAAAAAAAAUCUCUUAAUUGACUUUAGAUAGGUGUAUUGCUUGCGGGCAGUAAAAGUGGUGCUUUUGACACAUUAAUUCAUUUUGUUUACACCGAUAACACACUAUGGUAAUUGGAUUAUCACAAUAAUAAAGUUUUGAAAAAGUCUGUCUGUAGUCGUGAGGUGAUGAGUUAUAAUUUAGUGAAAAUUGUGCCAUAAAAAGUAAUCACUGCUGUCUACAUUAGCUGUAGGUUGGUAAAUAAGUGAAUAAACAACUAAUGGCUGAUGAUUCUAAGAGGAUGGUGGAGUUUGUUCAGCCGCUUUCCCAGCAUAAAAAGGUGUAAAAAGACCUCUGAAAGUGAGAAAGUGUCGGGGCGUGAUUUCACAGGCCUUUGCCAAUUGUCCACUCAGGGGGGUUCGCAGCUCUAACUGCAUUUGCCGUUGGGUAAUUGCCGUAGUUAGAAUGUGCCUGAUUUGAGGGCAGCGUCAGCAGCAGUUUGCCGCUAGCUGAGAUUUAUUGGGGAGAGGUUGAGGGGAACACCUGGUGCAGAAAGUUCACAGUCCUCGCAGAAGCAACAGAUGGAGCCAAGGAUGCAAGAGGGGAAGGUGGGACGGAUGAAUGUGGCCGCAAAAAACCACACAGAGGUGACGAUCUGCUGAGGACCAUGUAGUUUUUAGCAUGUGGUUUGCAUCAGGUGAAACAAAACUUGUGAUUUCAGAGAGGGCUUAAUACCAUUUUUUACGACAGCUGAGGACGUGAUAUAUACACAAAAAUAAGAGUUUAGCAGUUGCUAUAGAAACUUUAGGUGUAAUGUUAAUGUCCCAAACACUAUGCAUUAAAUCUGGUCACAUCAGACUUCAGACGACAGAUAUUUAAUACACAGCGAAUUCAUUAUUCAAUUUUCUCCUCUCUCUUUAACGUGGUUCAUUCCAUGGGUGGACUAUUUAGCUUCUGAAGAGCUCAAUCAGAAAAAAUCUUUUUAAAAUUUGUUCAGUGAGUGAAAGAUUUGUGUACUCAGCUUAAUUUGACAGUCACAAAACUUGUCCAUUCCUGUUUGGUCAAAACCUGCAGCUGGAGGGAUUCUGCUGUUUCACGAGGGCACUUGUAGUCUCCGGUGAAAAGAGACACCUCCAGAUAUCAACUUGUCUUUUGUGCAUUUGAUUUUUGUUUACCAGUAGCUUUUUACUGUUUUUUCUUUUCUGUUGCUUGUUUUCUUUAUGUAAAGUGUCCUAGGGUUUAGAUGAAAGGCACUUCACAUCAAAUGUAUUACUAUUAUUAAUAUUAAAAUUACACAGUUUAUGUAACAUAAAGAAAUGAUAAUAAUAUAUUCAUUAAGAUUAAAAAAAACACAAACCAGUAAACAGAAAACCCUGUGUACUUCAGUAGUCAGAGUAAGUGAAACAUUAGACCGAAAUCAUUCAGUUGACUACAUUUAUAAACCCCUGCAUCAGUAUUUCAAGGAACUAGAAGCAGGAGGAGGUUCAAGGGUCAAAACAAAAGAAAAACUGCACAGAGGUCAAUAGCUCUGGCUAAGCAGACUUUGAGCCGUGGUAAUCAGCCUGCAUAUGUUGAUCAAGUACUAUGCGGCUAUGUAACCUCAUCCUCUUACAUAAGCUGAGAUAAAUAACCUUAACCCCUGUUUGAUAUACCUGUUAACAGCUGUAACUUGAGUCACAGAGUGUGACUUAGGUGCAUACCCUAUAAGAGAGUCUGAAUUUAGAACAAAUCAAAAGAUCAGAGAACAUUGUUAUCUUAGUGCUUUUUGCAAGAACGGACUAAUAUGCAUUUCAUGGAAAACUGAACUUGCCUCAUGAAAAAUGUCCUUUUUAAAAAAACAUUUUCUGUGAAUUCAGGACAGACGUGGUCACAGUAAUGCCCUUUCUAUUGCAUUGUCAUUUAAGGGUAUGCAAUAACAUGGUCUUUAAAAAAAAUGAGAAAAACGAGCAACACCACUAAAUCCUUUUAUAAGCUUGUGCCAAAUGACGGCCUCGUCAAUACCAGUUGUUUGUCUUCUCCUGCUUAAACAGUUGUUUUUACACACCGUCGCAUAGUUUGACAGAUCUUUGAGGCUGUAAUUUAAUGUGUCAAACGGCUGUAAUGCUGUAAAACUCUGGGCUGUAUUUUUAACGUGCUCUGAUGUGUCAUGUCUGGGUGACCUCGCCAUGACUGUUCAUUUUUACCUAUUACACAACUCUUAACCUCUGUACAAUUUUCAUGCUUAUUGAGUGUUUGUGUGUGUGCGUACAUGUUUUCUUAAGCAGAACAGGGUGAGCUCUAUUCAGCAUUCAUUUACACAUGACGGACACACAUAGCUACAGCUGAAAAGGGGCAGAAUGGUUCUCCUCCUGUGGUUUGGCCUGUGGCUGCUGGCAGCUGUCCAGUCCAGUGCCGUCAAGAACUGCCACCCUGGCUGCAGCUGUGAGGUGGAAAGCUUUGGCCUGUUCGAUAGCUUCAGCCUGACCAGGGUGGACUGUCGAUGGUUGGGACCCAGCGCCACCAUGCCCAUCCCCAUCCCACUGGACACUGCCCACCUGGACCUGUCCUCCAAUGCCAUGGGCCCGCUCAGUGACACCAUGUUAGCUGGUCCAGGCUACACCACCCUCGUUAGCUUGGACCUCAGCAGCAACCAUAUUACAAAGAUAAGCCCCAAUGCUUUGUCCAAGUUGCGUUACCUGGAGACUCUGGACCUGAGCCACAACAACCUGGAGAGCCUCUCCCUGAGCUGUUUCUCUGGCCUCCCUCUGGCUGAAGUUGACCUGAGCCACAACAGCUUCCAGGAGUUCGACAUGGACGUGUUUUCUACUAAAGUCAACGGUGAACCUGUCAGCGUGGAUCUGUCUCAUAACAAGCUCGCGUCAGUCUCCGCAACUUUGCAUGGAAGAGUAUUACACAUUCAAAGCUUAAAUCUGUCAGCGAACCGACUGUCGAGUGUACCAAGGCUGGCAGGCCUUCCGCUGAGGUACCUCAAUCUGGAUGGUAACCCCAUCACACAGAUCAAAGAGGGAGCCUUUGCUCAUCUGAAAGAUCUGGUUUAUUUAUCCAUCAGUAGUCUCCAUGAGUCUCAGGAAAUUGAGCCUUACAGCUUUAAGGGCCUCCAGAGCCUCCAGGUUCUGGAUCUCUCCAACAACCACAAGCUGAAGACUCUGAGCCCUGCUGUUUUUAGCGGACUAGACUCCCUGCAAGAGCUGAAUUUGUUGGGCUCUGGUGUGGCAUCCUUGCCUAAUAACAUGUUGACCCACCUGCCCAGUAUUAAGAGUAUUACACUGGGAAGAAGCAUCCACUGCUGGAGGACCCAGAAACAGGGACAGUUCCACCGGCAGCUGGGUCAGGUCCAACACAACGAGGUUCUGAACUGUAAUGUGGAGGGCAUUGUGUUGUGAGACUGUGCCUGUGGGCAUGGGCCACGCCUUACAAGCCUGAUGCCAGAGCUGUGCCUUAUCUGCCUUGAUAUGCAAAACAACUCUCACUCAAUUACCUCUGUUUCAGGGUGAAACUUUGGAAUAUGUCUUAAAGGUUUAAUGCAGCCUUCAUGAACUCUUGACACAAGUAUCACCAGGGCUGUAAGUUUUACAAAAACAAUGGCCAAAUGUACAGCAUUUUACAUAGCACAGAACAAUAUAUCUUACCAUACACUAUAGCCUAAACUGGUAGAGAACCCUUCAUAAACCCAAAACUUUAAGUAAUGUUCAUAUUUAAUGUACUUCAUUUAAAGUGGGAUCAUUUGAAGAGUUAUUUGCACAUAUUCCAGUUGCAGAUUUAAAAAAAAAAAUAAUGCACUUACACAUGGUAAAAUGGCAUCCAGUGUAAUACACAACCUUCUGUUGACCACUAAGAAUUUUCAUUUGACUUUGAAUGUGAUGCUUUAUGGAAAUGUUUAAAGGAAUAGUUUGACAUUUUGUGAAAUGCAGGUAAUCGCUUUCUCGUUGAAAGUCAGAUGAGAAGAUUGAUGCCACUCUCAAAUCUGUUUGUUCAGUGUGAAGCUACAGCCAGCAGCCAGUUAGCUUAGCUUAGCACAA